Messenger RNA from Sciurus carolinensis (gray squirrel), 965 nucleotides. It is a transcript of the gene Cthrc1, whose product is annotated as collagen triple helix repeat containing 1. The coding region runs from base 186 to 920 and encodes 244 amino acids. NCBI's taxonomy places the organism in Eukaryota, Metazoa, Chordata, Mammalia, Rodentia, Sciuridae. The record is from RefSeq and is a predicted model, not a curated record. The transcript is spliced from 4 exons.
GGAAACUCCGGCUGUCCACGGGGCGGGAGGAAAAAGAAGGGAGGUCGGCGCGCGGUGAAAGGCGCAUUGAUGCAGCCUGCGGCGGCCUCGGAGCACAGCAGGGCCAGACGCUGACCGGGUCCUGGCUUCCGCGGUCUCCUUCUCCGCCUCUGCCUCCAGCUCGGCGGGGUCCAGCUGCCAGCGCCAUGCACCCCCCGGGCCGCGCCACCUCCCCGCAGCGGGGGCUCGGCCUCCUGCUGUUGCUGCUGCUGCUGCAGCUGCCCGCACCGUCUAGCGCCUCUGAGACCCCCAAGGGGAAGCAGAAGGCGCUGAUCCGGCAGAGGGAGGUGGUGGACCUGUACAAUGGAAUGUGUUUACAAGGACCAGCAGGGGUGCCUGGUCGAGAUGGGAGUCCUGGGGCUAAUGGCAUUCCAGGUACCCCUGGGAUCCCAGGUCGAGAUGGAUUCAAAGGAGAAAAGGGGGAAUGCCUGAGGGAAACCUUUGAGGAGUCCUGGACCCCUAACUACAAGCAGUGUUCAUGGAGUUCCCUGAAUUAUGGCAUAGAUCUUGGGAAAAUUGCUGAGUGUACAUUUACAAAGAUGCGUUCCAACAGUGCUCUGCGAGUUUUGUUCAGUGGCUCACUUCGACUGAAGUGCAGGAACGCAUGCUGUCAGCGUUGGUACUUCACAUUCAAUGGAGCUGAAUGUUCAGGACCUCUUCCCAUUGAAGCCAUCAUUUAUUUGGACCAAGGAAGCCCUGAACUGAAUUCAACAAUUAAUAUUCACCGUACUUCUUCUGUGGAAGGACUCUGUGAAGGAAUUGGUGCUGGCUUAGUGGACGUUGCUAUCUGGGUUGGUACUUGUUCAGAUUACCCAAAAGGAGAUGCUUCUACUGGAUGGAAUUCAGUGUCUCGCAUCAUUAUUGAAGAACUACCCAAAUAAAUCCUUUAAUUUUUCAUUCCCUACCUCCUUUUUUUUUUUUUUUAA